Molecule: messenger RNA, 995 nt
Organism: Tripterygium wilfordii
Lineage: Eukaryota; Viridiplantae; Streptophyta; Magnoliopsida; Celastrales; Celastraceae
Product: DNA repair RAD52-like protein 2, chloroplastic
Exons: 4
Coding region: 141-773 (210 amino acids)
Biological process (GO): double-strand break repair via homologous recombination
Molecular function (GO): DNA binding
Source: RefSeq, a predicted model, not a curated record
AAUCUCUACACCUAAUCUACCAGUCCGUCUGUCAUAUGUAUAUGAAGACGAAGAUGAACCCUAUUGCUAAGCGAGAGGAGGAGAGGAAUUGAUUUUGAUUUACCAUCGUAUUCGCGACCGAUCUAAAGCGAUCUGAAGAGAUGGCUUUGCAAUUGCGCACCAAUGGAGGAGUCACGAUGUUGUCCGGGUCGGGUUUGGUGGUACCACCAUCGGGUGGUAGUGAUAGACGGAGUCAGAGGAUGGGAGGAAGACAGCCUCAUGCGCAAGGACGCGUGAUGGCGGUCAACGGAGGCGAUGGUGGCGGCGUUGACGGUGGCAAGAAGAAAUCGGUGCCGAAUUCCAACUACGUCGUGCCGAUGGAUAAGUCCUUUUCGUCCCCAUACACGUCCGUCAUCACUCGACCUCUGGUUGAGAUCCUAAGAGACCUAAAUAAGAGGAUACCAGACAACAUCGUUAAACCUCCUCCGACUCAUCAUCCUUCCUCUUCCACCUUCUCAAUCCCCUGGUACCAUGCCAACCGGAUGUUGAGCUUCUACGCCCCUGGGUGGUGUGGAGAGAUACGUGAUGUUAUAUUCUCUGACAAUGGAAGUGUGACUGUGGUCUACCGUGUCACUAUACGAGGAUCUGAUGGAGAGGCACAUCGAGAGUCAACUGGGACGGUAUCAUCCACUGAGCCCAACAUUGUAGAUCCAGUUGCUGCCGCUGAGGAAAUAGCUUUCUGCAGAGCAUGUGCUCGGUUUGGUCUUGGCUUGUAUCUGUAUCAUGAAGAAUAGAUGCUAUAAGUGGUGAGCAGUCGGAAUGUAGUUUUUAACUUUUUUGUCGCUUUUGUCGGGAAACCAGGAGUAGCAAUGAAUGCACUUCAAGUUGAUGUUAAUAUCUGGAUAGUUUCAGAUAAACUUAGUUUGGAAUGUGCGCAACUAUCAUAGAGAAAUGGUUAAGUAGAACUGUGUUAUUACUGUUAAAUCAAAGCUGCAAGAACUUUGAAUCAGCGCAAA